Perkinsus marinus ATCC 50983 is the source of this 555-nucleotide messenger RNA. RefSeq lists its product as hypothetical. Gene Ontology annotation, biological process: TOR signaling. Bases 1 to 555 code for a protein of 184 amino acids. NCBI's taxonomy places the organism in Eukaryota, Perkinsozoa, Perkinsida, Perkinsidae. Gene Ontology annotation, cellular component: cytosol. The transcript has 4 exons. The record is from RefSeq and is a predicted model, not a curated record.
AUGAGUAAUCCGGACGUGCACGUCGUCAGCCCUGCGACUAACAAUCACAACCCGCAACUUCCCAAGGCUGACUGGACUUACUCUACUGCUUAUGGGGGCACGUUCACAGGGCCUUGGCUCGGUGAUGAGAUCAGGGGCUCGGCUGAGUGUCUGCCACGGUGUCAACUCACUGAUAGGAGUCUACCAAUACGGUGGUUCUCUCAGGUUUGCUUAUGGGAGGAUGAGCUGGCUGAUAACGGUAGUAGUAAAUAUGUAAUACGACUGCGAGUGAUGCCAAAUUUUUGGUACGUGUUAGCGUCCUUCCUCCUACGAGUUGACGGUGUUAUCAUCCGUUUAGUGGAGACUCGAAUUUUCCAUCAAUUCGGCACUCACGAGGUCAUCCGCCACUGGUCCUGGCGAGAACGGGAGUUGAAUGGGCUGGACGCGGCCCCACUGUGUGCUAAGGUUGAUGCCGCUGUAGCCCAAGGACUCAUCGGCUGUGAGAGUCUGGCAGAAGACGAGGGCAGUCUGUGUUUUGAAUUAUGUGAUAAAUUUACUUUCAAUGAUAGUUUAUAA